Messenger RNA from Aplysia californica (California sea hare), 2004 nucleotides. RefSeq lists its product as uncharacterized. NCBI's taxonomy places the organism in Eukaryota, Metazoa, Mollusca, Gastropoda, Aplysiida, Aplysiidae. Gene Ontology annotation, biological process: proteolysis. The transcript has 3 exons. Gene Ontology annotation, molecular function: serine-type endopeptidase activity. The record is from RefSeq and is a predicted model, not a curated record. Bases 349 to 1890 code for a protein of 513 amino acids.
UUCCAUCUCUUCCUUCCCCUCCAACACCAACACAAACACCACAAACGCUCACUCACUCACUCACCCACUCCGUCUCUCCGCGUGUCCUGCUCUGGCUCAAGCCGCCUCGGUCCGAGAGAGAUACACAUGGACUGUGGUCGUCUCCCCCCUCGCGCACAGGAGUAAUGGGCCAUCUACCACCGAGGAGGUGCAGGUGGUAGGGAGUGAGUGGAAGGCAGGGAGUCGCGCUUGAGAGACGAUGGGCAGCACUGCCAGAGGAAGACCGCCGCUAUUUUGUCUCGGCUUGUUGUUUCAGGAUGGUUCGUAAUGACGUGAGGUUAUCAAUCUUCGGUUGAGGAGGCUGUAACCAUGACAACAUCCACCCACCAGCUCCCCCCUAGCACAGCCCCAGCAGCAGCGGCAACCUCCAGGUUCCACAAUGACACCGGCUCCUGGCUGGUCGUGCUCGUAUACUGUGCCCACGUGCUACCCAAGCGGUCUGCUGCCAGACACCAGACCAAAGACGAGUGGGCUGACGUCACCAGCAGGCAGCGAGCUCUGGAGGAGAUUUUGGAAGGCGUCUCACAGUUCCGAUCCCCCACCCUAGCCCUUCACGAACCCUCCUCCCCCAACCGUCCGUUGCUCAGCAUUCUGGCACGUGAUCUAGUGGCGCGUGCUGUAAGGUCCCAGGAGUCCUCAUCUCCUCCUCCGGCCCACAAUCUCACUGCGAGACCAGACUCUCUUCUCACUCUCAGGAACACUCUCCACCGGAUACAGGCCUGGAACAACACUUCAGGUGGUUUGUCCAGAGCUCACUCUUUGCUUCCAACACAUCACGUGCAAUGCAUAAACACGAUAGCUCAAGCGUUCUCAGCGGAGCCUCAGUUGCUUCAACGUUUGGACGUAGAAGACAGACGGCAAAACAAAAUCUCCACGAACAGACGUGACAGCCGACGAAUGUUUGAGGUUCUAAACGGUUACAUUCCCGGAAUCUCCCACACAGAAACAGCUCUCUCCUCUCAAGGCAGAAGCAAGCGUACGUUUAAGAGAGAUAGGCGAUUAAAACUUGUAGAUAAAAGGAUGUUGCGCAGGUAUUACGAAAGCCGUUAUUUAGCCUGGCCCUACGACAAGAAAGUCUUUGUCUACGGCAAAGACGAUAGACGCAGGAUUUACCCUCCUCUACUGCGAAAAUUCCCGUAUUCAAAUAUAGUGCGUCUUUCCACCGGGUGCACGGGCACGCUAGUCACUCCCUUCCACGUCAUCACAGCCGCUCACUGCGUGCAUGACGGGAAGGUAUACCGGGAGAAUAUGGAGAUGCUGAAAGUCCAAAUUCCUGACACGAUGGUCGGUCGCGUGUACUAUAUCGAGAAGAUCAUGAUCCCUGGACAGUGGCUAUCUUCACGCGGCUACCUGGAGCAACAGGCCGGCUGGGACUACGCCGUGGUCACUCUCAGCUAUGGCGUCCACGGACGCUCCCAGUUCUCGCCCCUGUCUGUCCCCACGGCGGCGGUGCUCCGUCACAACCUCCAGUUUCUCGGCUUUCCCUAUCACGGGCAUGGAUUGUGGCAGUCCAUUUGCCCUGCCAAAUCCAACAAAGCAAUGGUGGACGGCAACCUGAUCCUGACCCGCUGCGACUCCUCGGUGGGCAACUCCGGAGCGGCCGUCCUCACCGACGAUUCCCGGGAAGCCAGCAAGAUCAUCGGAGUCCUCUCCAACACCAUGCCCGUCGGACGUCCGCCUUUCUUCGCGCGCUUCAGCGUCAUCGCCGCUCUGACCUGGGACAAACUCUACGACAUCUGCGAGGAGAUCGGGAAGAUCGGAGUGGACUAUAACGUGUGCCCGCCUCUCUCCAGCAUACCCCGACAUCGUGGACACAGCAUGCAGUACAAUGUUAUUCCGUUUUUUGGCUGAUGUUCUCUCCAAUUUAUUCCCCUACCCCCACCCCCCACCCCACCCUACCCCGCCCCCGUGCCCACUGUUCUCAUGUAAUAUGAUUAUGUGAUUGAAUUCAUGGACUAGAUCGAA